AUGACAGCCGAGAGCGAGGCUUUGGAGCGAUGGCCGCACUCCAAUAGCAGCCUGGAUGCGGAGCCGGAAUCCAGCUUCAUCGAAGUUCCGGAGCUCUCACUCCACUGGAAACUGGAAUUGGCUCCCGUGGACGGCUGGGAGGAAGUCGAUCCUAACAUCACGUACGUGCUGCUUUUGCUGCCACUCUCUGCCCUGAUCGGCGUCUGCCUGGGCAUGGAUGUGAUUCUGGCUUUGCGGAAGCACUCGCAGCAAGAAGUCUGGAAGAUGUAUAUGAGUGAAGUCAGGGCAAGGACAAUUCAAUCCGCAAUCUCGAACUUGAAUGUGGUUCAGUUCCCGUUCUGUGUGGUGUGCAUCGAAGACUUCGAAAAGUUUGGCAUGAUCCUGCGGCACGAGACCGUCCGGGACCGUGGCCUGCUUCACAGCAUCGACACAGCCCAAGCGGCCAUGGACUUCUGCAGGUUGGACGGGGUUGUCUUUAUCAGCCACCAGUGGGCUGGAUACAGCCAUCCUGAUCCUUAUGGCACGAAGUACGAAGCUAUAGGCAAGGCUGUGCGCGAGCUUCAAAGACGAGGUGUCCGAGCAAACUGGAUAUGGCUGGACUACUGCUGCAUCCCACAGGAGAACAAUGUCCAGCAGCAGAGUGCCAUCAACUCCAUGUUUGCCUACACCUCCUUUUGCACGACCUUCCUUUCUCUAGCGCCAACGUGCACGCACGUAGAUUCAG
Messenger RNA from Symbiodinium sp. CCMP2456, 724 nucleotides. Lineage: Eukaryota; Dinophyceae; Suessiales; Symbiodiniaceae. The record is from the annotation of a GenBank genome assembly.